AUGUCAAACAACUCGAACGAAAGCAACUCCCGUACUGCAAGUUCGACAACAAAUCAUAUGAACAUGCAUUCACCUUAUCUCAUGAAGUUCAUGAGUGAUCCUGUUGAUUUUACUGGUGACAUUAAGCGCAUCAAUCCCAUCAAUUGGAUAAAAAAAUUGGAUCGUAUAAAAAGUUUUGGAAAUUUGGACGAUGAAAACAUCAUACUUAUUGCUGUCGACCAUCUGGUAGACCAGGCCAACAGCUGGUUCAACUUGACUCAUCCAGACCCUGAAACUCUCACAUGGAAGGAAUUCAAGACUUCGUUCAAGGCUGUUGUGAGAUGA
Molecule: messenger RNA, 324 nt
Organism: Gilbertella persicaria
Lineage: Eukaryota; Fungi; Mucoromycota; Mucoromycetes; Mucorales; Choanephoraceae
Exons: 1
Coding region: 1-324 (107 amino acids)
Source: RefSeq, a predicted model, not a curated record